AUGCGUCUCCCAAUCUUGGUACUGCUGCUGCGAAGUGCCCAGCCCCAGUUCCACGCGCAAACCAGCAUCUUCGUCGACGACCGGGAAGUAUUGAUCACGGCCAACCUCCUUCACGAAGACCCGCUGAACGUGGGAAAACAAGCCUGCGACGAGCUCCACAUCGGGGAGCCGCAGGGCGAGCUGCGGGACGGGCGGCCGCGGUGCGCGACGCUCAUCGCCGAUGAAUUGGCGGAGUCCAUCUUCUGCAACGUCAGCGCGCGCGGCGCGUUGGAAGAGGCGAUGCGCGAGAAGGGACUGGAGGGGCCGCGCGGCGCCUUCCGGUUCUACCACGGGACGAAUUAUUUUGAUAGUGAGGAGUACGAGUUGUUGAGACAGCUCUUCCUGCGGCUGGGCUACGUCGAGUGCCUUUCAGGAGAAAGGAUGGGCGGCGCCGAGGACGCGAUCUGGUUGCUGGGCCACUUCGACGAGCAUGCCCUAUUCUACGCCAACUUGGCCAAGCACACGGUGGCGAACGCGCUGCCGAACCCGCAGCUCCUGGGCACCAAGGACAAUUUGUACCGGCUCCUCGAUCGGUUGAGGGACGCCGUCGGCGACCGAGCUACCAAGUUCCUACCCAGAACGUGGCUGCCCGACGACAUCGCGCGGGAGCGAGCACUAUCCAAAAGCGACCGGCUCGGCGGUUUGUGGUUGAGGAAGGACCCGGGCCAGGAGCUCGGGGCCGGCAUCAAGCUCAUCACGCGCUGGUCGGAGCUCGAGGGCUGCGCGAACUGCAUCCUGCAGCGGUACGUGGACCGGCCCUUUCUGUUAAAUGACGCGGCGGCGGGCGUCGUCGACGCCAAGUUUUCGUUUGGCGUGUAUAUUUCCGUAUCAUCAUUAGCUCCACUCGAGGUCUGGAUCCACCGUGAGAUGCUCGUGCUCCUCGCGACGUACCCCUACUCGGGCUACGGGGAUUCCGAGACGGACCACGGGGAAGACGGCGACCUCUUGGCGCAUCUGACGAACGGGCUCGUGAAUCAGAGAUUAGCGGGCGAUGCCUUCGACGCGGCCGAGCGCGUCUGGACCACGGAUAGGCUGUUGAAACAUUUCGAGCAGGCCGGCGUGGCCUGGAGCGACGUCGAAGAUCAAAUCCGCGAGGCGGCGACGAUGGUCUUCCUGGCCUCGCGGGAGCCGCUGUUAGAGUCGCGGUCGAAGGCCCGGACGGAGGGGCACCUGUUCUGCCACUGGCGCUUAGAUUUCUUAUUAGAUGCGGACGCGCGGGCCUGGCUGCUGGAGGUGGAGAUCGUGCCAUCGACGGGCACGAUCGGAGGUGUGGAUGAAGUGAUCAAGACCUCGGUACUCCGAGACGUGCUCGCCCUGAACGGCGUGGGCGGCCCGCCCUCGCAGCUCGAGGCCGAGUACCCCUGGUUGAAUGGGGAGACGUGGACCGAUCUCGCGAGUCCGGCGGAGCCGCCGAACACGCUCACGCCGACGCCGGACGCGCCGCUCGCAUUGUUCGGCGACGACGCCGAGAGGAUGGCCGCGCAGGAGGCCUGGAACUUGCUAGAAGAGCGGGGCGACGCGCUGCGCUUCGACGCGCCGUCGAUGGAAACCAUUGGCAGGUACGAGGCGCGGAGCCGGCGCCGCGGCGGCUACCGGCCCCUGAUCCCCGUGCCGCGCGGCGUCGAGGGCUUCGACGGGAAGAUGCGGGCGCCCGCGCCCCGCGACGACGACCUGGCCGAGCUGUUCCUGGCCAGGGGCGCAAUCGCUGCUGACUUUGCGCUCGACCGCUGGGUGAGCGGUACAAGACUAUCAUCGGCGAAGGACGCCGAACCGUUCGUGUCGUACGAAACGCUGGACGCCGCCGCGACGGCGUGCCGGGCCUGCGACCGCACCUUCUGCGCGACGGUCGCGGCGCGGCACCCGGACGUCGGCGUCGACGGCGCCUGCCGCGCGGCCACGGCGUCCUGCGCCCACGCGCCCGGCGGGCUGGUGGAUGGUGUUCCGGUGGAUGCGUGUGACUUCCACCUCAACGACACGUCGUUGGCGCGCAUAGCCCUCGGCGCGCGGGCGCCGGUCGCGUCGCAAGUGUCAAAAGCACUCGAGACCUGGUGCGACCGGACGCUGCGGCGCGCGCCCUACGACGCGGACAGCGCUUCGGUCCAGGUCCGACGCUUGUGCCGCGGCACGUCGCGGCCCAGAGCUUCCAUCGCGGAAGCGAAAGACAUCGGCGAGGCCCUGCUCUCGAAGAAGCCGGCCGUCUUGAGGAAUGUUGUAAAGCCGUUUGCGGAGGACCUGUCGCGGGGCCCCGACGACGACGCGACCAGGGUCGUGGCGAUGGCCUACGACCGCGCCCGGAACGCGGCCCAGCAGAUCUACUCCGCGCCCAUGACGUAUGGCGACUUCUUGGCUUGGUCCGCGAAGCCGGAGCUGCUCGACGAGGCGACGCUGCCCUACGGGAACACGACCGCGCUGUACCUGUUGGUGACGGACCGGCACCGGUUCCAGCCCGAGGCGAGCGGCACGCUCGCGGACCCGAACGGGGCGGCGAUGCGCGACGGGCCCCUGCCGCGGCUGUUGGAGGAGGCGGACCGGGCCUCGCGCGCCGUGCUCGAGGGCGCGCUUGGUGAGAGCGGCUUCGACCUCGCGUGGACGUCGCUGCGACUGGGCUCGGCCUACGCGUAUCCCACGCACGUCGACUGCUACGAGAACGUGAUCUUCCAGCUGCGCGGGCGCAAGAACGUGACGGUGUAUCCUCCGGCGACUGUCUGGGAUUUGCAGCCGGAUAUUAACCACAAGCACUGGCCGACGGGGUCGCCGCAGGAGAUGGCGCGCGCUGCCCGCGACGCGGCCACCGUCGAACUGCAGCCGGGCGACGCCCUGUACGUGCCGCUCAUGUGGCCCCACUCCGUCCAGAGCGUCGACGCGUCGGUGACGUCGAACAAGUACCUCUACCUCGCGGAGGGCUGGCGCGGAUACAUCGACCGGGCGAAGACGGCGCCGUGGGUGGUGUACGAGAUGGAGCGGGGGGGGCUUUGCUAACUUGUCUAGUUGUG
Messenger RNA from Pelagomonas calceolata, 3032 nucleotides. NCBI's taxonomy places the organism in Eukaryota, Pelagophyceae, Pelagomonadales, Pelagomonadaceae. The record is from the annotation of a GenBank genome assembly.